Messenger RNA from Schistocerca piceifrons (Central American locust), 1176 nucleotides. RefSeq names its product odorant receptor 43a-like. NCBI's taxonomy places the organism in Eukaryota, Metazoa, Arthropoda, Insecta, Orthoptera, Acrididae. Gene Ontology annotation, biological process: detection of chemical stimulus involved in sensory perception of smell; sensory perception of smell. The transcript is spliced from 4 exons. Gene Ontology annotation, molecular function: odorant binding; olfactory receptor activity. Gene Ontology annotation, cellular component: plasma membrane. The record is from RefSeq and is a predicted model, not a curated record. The coding region runs from base 1 to 1176 and encodes 391 amino acids.
AUGGUGAGAGGAUUACCAGAGGAUAUGGAACAGCCACUGUCUUGGGCGGAAAGCGGGCAGUCGAUCCUCAAGCUGAACAUCCGCCAUCUGUGGUUCUGUGGUGCGUGGCCACUCCCUGGUUCCUGGAUGUUUAACAUGUACGGCGCUUUCAUCCUCGUACUGGGCAUCUGGAACGCAGUAGAGAGUUUACUGUCCCUCUACUUUUGCUGGGGAGACAUGGAUGAGAUGACGAUGGUGUUCAUUAGCACCUUCACCAAUGCCUGCGGCACCGCCAAAAUGGUCUUUUUCAUGCCCAAUCGGCGACAUUACUAUGCGCUGGCUCGACAUGUGGAGAAGCUGGUGUCCAUGCAAAGUGAAUUCUGUUCGGCAGACCCUGUCUUGGCUGACAUUUGGAAGGGCUCACAAAGGCGUGCCUGCCGCCUCACCUUAGGAUUGCUGUUCUUAAUGUUCUCGCAGUACCCUGUGUGGUACCCCAUGCCGAUCAUUGCGCAACCAGAAGACCGGCGGCUGCCAUUCGCUCAACACGGGUGGGACAACAAUACCAACUACUACGAGCUAUCGUACGUCGUACAGUGCGCGCUAGCGACGUUCGCAACCCAGAUCAGCAACGGCGUGGACUUACUCUUCGCUACCGUCAUGAUCCUGACGGCUGCGCAGAUGCAGAUUCUUACACUGCGCAUUGCCAGUCUGAAACUGGAAUACACUGAAGUGAAACUAGAAAAAGGGCCCAGUGUCAUGGCCUAUCAGACGGAGAAUACUUGCGAUGAUAAAAUGUACGAAAAAUUGUGUCAGUGCAUUGGAAAUCACCAGAAAAUCCUCAGGUUCGUCAAACAGUUAGAGAAGACAAUGAGCUCAAUUGCAAUUAUGCAAUUCUGCUUCAGCGUUCUCAGCAUAUGUGUGACAUUAUUUCAAGCAACAUAUCCCUACAGAAAGAAGGACAUUUCAGCAGGUGCUUUUUACCCACAGGCGGAGGCGGUGACGCUGGCAGCGUACAGCUGUUCAUGGCUGCAGGCGAGCCCACGUUUCAAGCGCGCCCUGAGAAUUCUCAUGUGUCGCGCUCAGAAGCCGCUGGUUCUCACCGCUGCGCACCUCUACCCCAUGAGCAGGGAAGCAUUCGUCUCGAUGAGAGCACAUGAUUGCAACAUCGACGUGGCCCAGCAACAACUUGUUUCUUAA